AAGGGCGUGUCCGCGGCGUGCGUGUACGCGCACUCGAAGGGGUGGACUUUUCCAGGCUAAGUCAGUGAGUGAGAACUACAUCAACUCCCUCGGCCGCGCGCUCCUUCCUAAAACAACACACUUUCGUCACAUUCUUGAUGCCAUCUUCUCCUCGGUGACGUAAGCGUGGCUUGGAGGUGAAACCGGAAGUGGCAACCACAGGAAUCGUCGUCUUUUUCUUUUUUCUUUUCUCUGGUCUGUUUGCAUAGCUCCUUUUCUUUCCGCCAGCCAUGCAGAACUUGGUCCGAAAAGUCUUCUUGACGCACUGCCAAUGCGCGGAGAGCCAGUCCAAAAUGUACGAGGAGUUGUUCGCCAAACUGGACACGAACAAGGAUGGCAAAGUGGACGUUUGUGAGCUGAAGGAGGGCAUCGCUAAUAUGGGCAUCCGGUCUGGGAGAGGAGCAGCACAGAAAAUUGUUUCCUCUGGAGACCAGGACCAAGACGACGGGCUUGACUUCAACGAGUUCUCCAAGUACCUGAUGGAACAUGAGAAGAAGUUACAAUUAACGUUCAAGAGCUUGGACAAAAACAACGACGGCCAAAUAGACUUCAUGGAAAUCAAGCAGUCGCUUGCAGAUCUUGGGAUGGACAUCAGCAAGGAAGAGGCUGAGAAGAUACUUCAAAGCAUUGAUAAAGAUGGCACCAUGACCGUGGACUGGAAUGAGUGGAGGAAACAUUUCCUGUUGAACACCGCCACCAACCUGCAGGAGAUUGUCCGCUAUUGGAAACACACCACGGUGCUGGACAUCGGAGACAGCCUCACCAUCCCAGAUGAGUUCACAGACGAGGAGAAGACCACAGGUGUGUGGUGGAGGCAGCUGUCGGCGGGGGCCAUGGCAGGUGCGGUGUCUCGCACGGGGACCGCCCCCCUGGACAGAAUGAAGGUCUUCAUGCAGGUCCACGCCUCCAAGAGCAACAAAAUCAGCCUGGUCAGUGGUUUCAAGCAGAUGGUGAAAGAAGGAGGCGUCGCGUCUUUAUGGCGAGGAAAUGGUACCAACGUCCUCAAGAUUGCCCCGGAGACCGCCAUUAAAUUCAUGGCUUAUGAGAAGUACAAGACGUUGCUGUCCAGUGAACCGGGGAAGAUCAAGACCCACGAAAGGUUCCUUGCAGGAUCGCUGGCCGGAGCAACAGCACAAACAGCCAUCUACCCCAUGGAGGUGAUGAAGACCAGGUUGACCCUGAGGAAGACGGGCCAGUACUCAGGAAUGUUGGACUGUGCCAAGAAAAUCCUGAAGAAGGAAGGCGUGAAGGCCUUCUACAAGGGUUAUGUUCCCAACAUUCUGGGCAUCAUUCCAUAUGCUGGCAUAGAUCUGGCGGUCUAUGAGAGCUUGAAGAACCUCUGGUUGUCUCGCUACGCCAAAGACACAGCCAACCCCGGCGUGCUGGUCCUGCUGGGCUGUGGCACCGUCUCCAGUACUUGUGGCCAGAUAUCCAGUUAUCCCCUGGCCCUGAUCCGCACCAGGAUGCAGGCACAAGCUUCCCUGGAAGGUGCGGAGCAGCUGCACAUGAAGCAGAUGGUGAAGAGGAUUCUGGACAAGGAAGGCUUCUUUGGACUUUACCGCGGCAUCUUGCCCAAUUUCAUGAAGGUGCUGCCGGCGGUCAGCAUCAGCUACGUGGUGUAUGAGUACAUGCGCUCCGGCCUGGGCAUACAGAAGUAGGAGCGACCACGCGGUACGUUGUUGUUGUUGUUGUUGUCACACUAAAGCAUGCACACAGGGACUAUCUACUGGGGAAUGAGUAAAGUAGUCCACACAUUAAUGUCACCUGGAUCUGGCUUUUAAUGUCAAUGUUGGAGAUGUUUACCAAGUCUUGAUUGAGACAAAAAAAUAAUGAAGAAAACAAGUUCAUUUAAGUCAUGGGUGUCAAACUCUGGGCCGUGGGCCAAAUCUGGCCCGCCGUGUCAUUUCAUUUGGCCCUUGAGGCAAUAUCAAUUUAGCAUUAGAGCUGGCCCGCCGGUGCCGCUGUAACACCGCUAAUAUUCAUACUUGCCAACCCUCCUAAUUUUCCUGAUAGACUCCCGAAGUUCAGUGCCCUUCCCGAAAAUCUCCCGGGGCAACCAUUCUCUCGAAUUUCUACCGAUUUCCACCUGGACAACUAUAUUGGGGGCGUGCACUUAAGGCACUGCUUUUAGUGUUCUCUACAACCUGUCGUCACCUAAUCCACUUUAUUUAUAUAGCACAUUUAAACAAUAAAUAAGUUUCCAAAGUGCUGCACAGCCAUGUGAAGUGAAGUGAAGUGAAUUAUAUUUAUAUAGCGCUUUUUCUCUAGUGACUCAAAGCGCUUUACAUAGUGAAACCCAAUAUCUAAGUUACAUUCAAACCAGUGUGGGUGGCACUGGGAGCAGGUGGGUAAAGUGUCUUGCCCAAGGACACAACGGCAGUGACUAGGAUGGCGGAAGCGGGAAUCGAACCUGCAACCCUCAAGUUGCUGGCACGUCCGCUCUACCAACCGAGCUAAAUAAAAAAUAAAAUAUAUAUAUAUAUAUAUAUAUAUUAUGCUCUACCAAUGACUGAAUAAAAACAAAAAAUAAAUAAAUAUAAAACCUGGGGAUAGGUUGAUUGGCAACACUAAAUUGGUCCUAGUGUGUGAAUGUUGUCUGUCUAUCUGUGUUGGCCCUGCGAUGAGGUGGCGACUUGUCCAGGGUGUACCCUGCCUUCCGCCUGAUUGUAGCUGAGAUAGGCGCCAGCGCCCCCCGCGACCCCGAAAGGGAAUAAGCGGUAGAAAAUGGAUGGAUGGAUGGAAAACCAAUAAAAACAAUAUAAAAACAAAUAUGAUUAAAAACUAUCUUAAAGGGUAAAAUUAAUUAAAACAGUAAAAUAGAAAUCAAAGUGUAUAAAAAACAGAGGACCACACAACUCACGUAGUGUUAAAAGCCAAAGAAUAAAAGUGGGUCUUAAGACGAGACUUAAAACACUCCACUGUGGAAGCAGUUCUAACAUGGAAGGGCAGUGUGUUCCAGAGCUUAGAAGGCCCUGUCUCCCCUGGUCUUAAGUCUGGUCUUGGGCACCACGAGCUGGAACUGGCUCUCGGACCUCAGAGCGCGCGCAGGAUUGUAUAUUUGGAUGAGGUCCGAGAUAUAUUGAGGUGCCAGUCCAUGUAAAGAUUUAAAAACAAACAGCAAUGUUUUAAAAUCAAUCAAACCCCCACUUUUCCUCCAUACUAACAGCGUGUCACAUAAUAUUUGUGCAUUUUACACACACACACACACGUGAAUGCAAGCCUGCAUACUUGGUCAACAGCCAUACAGGUCACACUGAGGGUGGCCGUAUAAACAACUUUAGCACUGUUACAAAUAUGCGCCACACCGUGAACCCACACCAAACAAGAAUGACAAACACAUUUCGGGUGAACAUCCGCACCGUAACACAACAGAACAAAUACCCAGAACCCCUUGCAGCACUAAAUCUUCCGGGAAACUUCCAGCAAACUGACCAAUAAUUAAUGUUUUAUUCAUGCAUUUUCUCUUGCUACUUCAAGGCUUGAAUGUUUGGUUCAUUCAUUAUUGUUAUUUUAUUUUCAAAUGUAUUAUUGAUCCGUGGAAAAAAUGUGAUAUUUACCUUAGAAGAUUGCAAAUAGAAAAAAAGACAUAAAAUGUUUAUUUAAAUUUUAUUUGAGAUGCCAUUGAUAUUCUUUUAAUUAUUAUUAUUACUAUUUGAAACUGGAUUUUGCAUGUCACUAAAGUUAUAUAAGUCUUGCUUGUUCAAUAUUUAAUGCAAACUUGUUUGGGUCCCUAUUAAAAGGUUCAUUUGUUCAGUUUUAAAUGUUGGCCCACUCUGUAUUUGAGUUUGACACCCCUGGUUUAAGUUUUAAAUUGAACUUAGCAAUUAGCACAACUCACGUUAACUUCCGUUGAAAUCAAUGUGGCUUUUUAUUGAUUGUGUACACAAUUCUCCAUAAUGGACCUUUUUUUUUUUUUUAAAAAUACAAAAAUAACUAAAAUGCCAAAGCCAUGUUGUUGAAAUACAGUCCUGGUCAAAAGUGUACAUAGACUUGUAAAGAACAUCAUGUCAUGGCUGUCUGGAGUUUACAAUCAUUUCUACAACUCUUAUUUUUUUGUGACUGGAGCACAUACUUGUUGGUCACAAAAACAUUCAUGAAGUUUGCUUCUUUUAUGAACUUAUUAUGGCUCUACUGAAAAUGUAUACCGUAUUUCCUUGAAUUGCCGCCGGGGCGCUAAUUAUUUCAAAACCUCUUCUCACUUACCACAGACAUUCCGUAAAUUUAAGCCUGCGCUUAUAAAUUUGAGUGUGAUGUAAGGAUACCAUCAUGAAAAGCACAUUUAAUAAAAAAAACAUUAUUAUGGUCUUAUAUUUACUUAUAAAUGAAGUCCAUGUGCAGUUCCUUCUGAUCAAAAGCAUGGAUAACUUGUUUAAAGAAGUCUUCCUUAUCUUUCUUCAGUUUUAAAAGUCUCUCCGUCUCGAUGGAGAUCUUCCUUUAUUACCUCCUGCUUCCAUUGAAAGUCCAGUUUAGAAAACUGUUUUAUUUUAGAUAUGUAAUCCAUCCAUCCAUCCAUUUUCUACCGCUUAUUCCCUUUUCGGGGUCGCGGGGGGCGCUGGCGCCUAUCUCAGCUACAAUCGGGCGGAAGGCGGGGUACACCCUGGACAAGUCGCCACCUCAUCGCAGGGCCAACACAGAUAGACAGACAACAUUCACACACUAGGGACCAUUUAGUGUUGCCAAUCAACCUAUCCCCAGGUGCAUGUCUUUGGAGGUGGGAGGGGCCUAUCCCCAGGUGCAUGUCUUUGGAGGUGGGAGGGGCCUAUCCCCAGGUGCAUGUCUUUGGAGGUGGGAGGGGCCUAUCCCUAGGUGCAUGUCUUUGGAGGUGGGAGGGGCCUAUCCCCAGGUGCAUGUCUUUGGAGGUGGGAGGGGCCUAUCCCCAGGUGCAUGUCUUUGGAGGUGGGAGGGGCCUAUCCCCAGGUGCAUGUCUUUAGAGGUGGGAGGGGCCUAUCCCUAGGUGCAUGUCUUUGGAGGUGGGAGGGGCCUAUCCCCAGGUGCAUGUCUUUGGAGGUGGGAGGGGCCUAUCCCCAGGUGCAUGUCUUUGGAGGUGGGAGGGGCCUAUCCCCAGGUGCAUGUCUUUGGAGGUGGGAGGGGCCUAUCCCCAGGUGCAUGUCUUUGGAGGUGGGAGGAAGCCGGAGUACCCGGAGGGAACCCACGCAUUCACGGGGAGAACAUGCAAACUCCACACAGAAAGAUCCCGAGCCUGGAUUUGAACCCAGGACUGCAGGAACUUCGUAUUGUGAGGCAGACGCACUAACCCCUCUGCCACCGUGUAAUCCUCCAUGUUAAAAGUGCAAGCGAGAGGAAAAAAUAAACGAUCGCUGCUUGUUGUCACUUCUUCUGCAGCCGAGUGAGGCAAAAGUUUACCAAGUCUUGAUUGAGACAAAAAAAAAUGAAGAAAACUAAGUUCAUUUAAGUCAUGGGUGUCAAAUUCUGGCCCGCCGUGUAAUUUAAUUUGGCCCUUGAGGCAAUAUCAAUUCAGCAUUAGAGCGUCGGUGCCGCUGUAACACCGCUAAUACUCAUACUUGCCAACCCUCCUAAUUUUCCCGAUAGACUCCCGAAGUUCCCUCCCCCUCCCAAAAAUCUCCCGGGGCAACCAUUCUCCCCAAUUUCUACCGAUUUCCACCUGGACAACUAUAUUGGGGGCGUGCACUUAAGGCCCCUUUAUUACCUCCAUUUAGCUGAACUGCACCAAUUUUGUGGUUAAAAAUUGAAGCUUGGCUACCAAAAGCGCCUUAUUGCAGGUAAACUUGCCAAGGGACAUGUCAGCAAAUAUUAACAUUGCUGUACGUAUACUUUUGAUUGCUCACAUUUUCAGUAGAAACAUAAUAAAUUCAUAAAAGAAGCAAACUUCAUGAAUGUUUGUUCAGUAUGUGCUCCAGUCACUACAUCACAAAGAUUUGUAGAAAUGAUUGGAAACUCAAGACAGCCGUGACAUGUUUUUUAAAAGUGACCACAGCUGUAUAGAUAAAUAUUUUUAAACAAUACCAAAGUAGUUUCAAGUCCCCAAACAUGUUGUGCCAUGUUUGCAUCUUGCAAGUCAUCUUUUCAAAGUGCACACAUUUGUUGGUUAAAACAAAAAACAUGUAGUCGUGUGCCUUAUGGUUGCCUUAUUUACAUUUAUUUAGUUGUUUACAUUAAUAAAGACCAUUUUCCCUUAUUUACAUUUAUUUAGUUGUUUACAUUAAUAAAGACCAUUUUCCCUUA
Molecule: messenger RNA, 6243 nt
Organism: Nerophis ophidion (straightnose pipefish)
Lineage: Eukaryota; Metazoa; Chordata; Actinopteri; Syngnathiformes; Syngnathidae
Product: mitochondrial adenyl nucleotide antiporter SLC25A24-like
Exons: 10
Coding region: 270-1697 (475 amino acids)
Biological process (GO): transmembrane transport
Cellular component (GO): mitochondrial inner membrane
Molecular function (GO): ATP transmembrane transporter activity; calcium ion binding
Source: RefSeq, a predicted model, not a curated record